AUGCAGAUAUUUGACGCUAUUGAAAAUGAGAAGGUGGUCAACAAGACUGUUGAAAUAUACAAUAUUGACCGUGCUGUAUGUGGUCGUAUUGCGGGUGCUGUGGCUAAGAAAUAUGGUGAUACUGGUUUUGCUGGGCAGCUGAACAUAACAUUUACUGGGAGUGCUGGCCAAUCAUUUGCUUGUUUUCUGACACCUGGAAUGAACAUCAGACUUAUUGGAGAAGCUAACGACUAUGUAGGAAAGGCCAUUGGUAAUUGGUUGAGUGUUAUUCUGAAGUUACUGGUUCAAAUUUCAAAGGGCAUGGCUGGAGGAGAAUUGAUUGUAACUCCUGUUGAAAAUACUGGAUUUUGUCCGGAGGAUGCCACCAUAGUAGGGAACACCUGCUUAUAUGGAGCGACAGGUGGUCAAGUAUUUGUCAGAGGUAAAGCAGGAGAGCGUUUUGCUGUGAGGAAUUCUCUUGCUCAAGCUGUUGUAGAAGGCACUGGGGACCACUGUUGUGAGUACAUGACAGGAGGGUGUGUUGUUGUGCUUGGAAAGGUUGGUAGAAAUGUAGCUGCUGGUAUGACUGGGGGUUUGACAUACAUUCUUGAUGAGGAUGAUACCCUUAUAUCUAAGGUAAACAAGGAGAUUGUUAAGAUCCAGAGAGUGGUUGCUCCG
Messenger RNA from Nicotiana tabacum (common tobacco), 657 nucleotides. The record is from RefSeq and is a predicted model, not a curated record. Lineage: Eukaryota; Viridiplantae; Streptophyta; Magnoliopsida; Solanales; Solanaceae.